AUGUGCCAGCCGAACAGGUUCCUUUUCCGCAACCCAAAUUAUGGUGCUGGGUGGGUGAGAGGGGGUAGAGGGGGGAGAGGAGGGGAGGAAGAGGAAGACGAGGAGGAUGAGGAGGACGAGGAGGACGAGAAGGAUGAGAAGGUGGAUGAUAAGGAGGAUGGAGAUGGGAGGAAGGAGGGGAAGGAUAAGGGUGCUAAGGCCUUCACUUAG
This is a messenger RNA of Closterium sp. Naga37s-1, 210 nucleotides long. Lineage: Eukaryota; Viridiplantae; Streptophyta; Zygnematophyceae; Desmidiales; Closteriaceae. The record is from the annotation of a GenBank genome assembly.